AUGAAGUGGUCUGCUCUUGUUUCAAUUAGUGCUUUUACUACUUUCCCGGUGAUUUACGCUCUGGCGGAUGGUGCUGAGGAGGAGUGCUGGAGGGGUCCCGCGAUGAAGCUCGGUGCCCUAGAAUUCUUUGAAACGCCUGAAGACGCAGCGGCAUGCCCUGAGGCACACAUUUACUUUCUGGGCCAGCAGAGUGAAGUCCUUCUGUCCCGGCACGUGAACAUCACCAACUCGUCCGAUGCCUGCGAUUCCAACAUGUUGCAGGCCAUCUCGUUGCCGGCGGACCUUGCCGGCACCUAUGCCAAGGUGACUUUUCUGUGUGGCAAUGUUGACGGGCCCAGCUGCCAGAUGAUCAGGCUUCUGCCGCCGGACGGAUCGCAAUCAGCUGCACCGCUCUCCUUGGCGAUGGCUCGGACAUGCCUGGACUCGAGCACUGCGACGGCCGCCUAUCCGUCGUCAGGCGCUACCAGCACAACAGGCGGUCCGUGGGACGGCACUCCAUCCACGGCCGUGACUAGUCUUCCCACUUCUGGGACUGAGGACGCCUCGGCAUUUCCCAUUCCCUCGGUGGAAACUCAACCGCCGUCAUCCUAUUUCUCUACCGGUGCUGAGACGGAAGGUUCCGGGAUCACCGGUCCUGAGACGGAAGGUUCUGGGAUCCCCUCAUCACUGCUCGGAUCUGACCUUGAAUCCGUUCAGGCAACAUCGACCACUGCCAACGCCUCCCUGGACCCUUCAGAGACCAAUGUUGACCCGACAACGUUGGUGGAGAACACUGGCGGCGCCACUGGUAGUGUCCCUUUCGAUGUGCCUUCUGAAGUUCCCUCUGAUGCCUCUUCUGGACCGCCCGAUGCGACGACACUAAUCACAUCGACCGUUGCAGGCAUCACAAAUGCACCCAGAUGCACGUGCGAGCCGUCCUAG
Molecule: messenger RNA, 921 nt
Organism: Colletotrichum destructivum
Lineage: Eukaryota; Fungi; Ascomycota; Sordariomycetes; Glomerellales; Glomerellaceae
Exons: 1
Coding region: 1-921 (306 amino acids)
Source: RefSeq, a predicted model, not a curated record